Salvia miltiorrhiza (redroot sage) is the source of this 3280-nucleotide messenger RNA. RefSeq lists its product as uncharacterized. The transcript has 2 exons. NCBI's taxonomy places the organism in Eukaryota, Viridiplantae, Streptophyta, Magnoliopsida, Lamiales, Lamiaceae. Bases 657 to 2903 code for a protein of 748 amino acids. The record is from RefSeq and is a predicted model, not a curated record.
CUCUUCCAAAUGAAAUACAUGAAAUUUUGGGACAAAUGAAAUUUGAGAAGAAUUCAGGGUCCCUUCACUCUCUUCUCUCUCUUUUGUGCUUUCCCCAAAUUUUCACUCUUCAAUUUCCCUCCACUUUUUUCCCUCCGUUUUGCUCCCGAUCUUUACAAAAAUCUUUUAAACCUCUCUCUACCUGUCCAUCCCUUUCUCCCUCCAUCUUCAAACUGCUUUUUCUUUCAAUUCGCGGAACAGACUAAGGUUCAGGUACAGAUCUUUGAUACUGAUGGUUCCAUGAAUGCUAUCAAGCUGCCCUAUAUCGAGACAAUGUACCGUGGCUGUUUCAUCAAUCAUAUUAUGAAAUCAGCUUAAACCUCAAGGUUAUACAAGCAGACUUCCAUUUUUUGUAUUUUAUUUUGGUUGUUGCUUUUGUCUUAGACUAUUAGGUAGUGGAAUUCCACUUGUAUAACUCCUCGGUACCGAGCUUUUCCCAUAACUAUUACAUAUGUUUGUGUGUGUAAAGCAUUUGAAUUAUAAAAAAAUGUCAAUAUGGUUGCAGGUUCAAGCACUCAAGUUAUAUUGUAUGAACAAGAGGAGCACUUUCCGUUUUUGCCUUUUAAGAUAAUUUGGGGAAUAUCACUGCUAGAUAAUCUUGCAUCUCUAUAUCAUUAAUGGAGUGCAACAAAGAUGAGGCUGUCCGGGUCAGGGAACUGGCGGAGAUGAAAAUGAAAAACAAUGACUUUGAAGGGGCUCGAAAGAAUGUACUGAAGGCACAGAAUCUUUAUCCAGAACUUGAGAAUAUUUCCCAGCUGCUUAGCAUCUGUGAUGUUCAUUGUUCAGCUAAAAGAUUGGUGCCUGGAUCUGAAAAGGACUGGUAUGGAGUCCUUCAAGUUGCAAAGUUUGCUGAUGAGAUGGCAAUCAAGAAACAAUACCGGCGGCUUGCUCUUUUUCUCCAUCCGGAUAAGAAUCGAUUCCCUGGUGCAGAGUCUGCUUUUAAGUUGAUUUGUGAAGCAAAUGCUGUGCUUUCAGACCCCCAAAAGAAGUAUUUAUAUGACCAGAAGAUCAGAGUAAUGGUUAGAUCUACUCCAGUAGUCCCUCCACAUCACCACUUGAAUAAAACUUCUCAAUUUAACAAGCAAUAUGGACCUGAGAUCAAAGUUGCCAAUGGUUUUCGCAGUAUGAAUCAACAUCAAACCACGCAGUCGAGCUUUUCUGUCAGGCAGGAAGUGUUCUGCACAAGUUGCCCGUUCUGUAGUUUAAAGUACCAGUUGGAUAGAAAAUUUGUGAACAAAAAUUUGCGCUGUCAGAAAUGCACAAAAACUUUUACAGGUUAUGAAACGGGUGCUCAAGGUAUUCCUGAAGGUGUUCCGCUGGCAUCCAAAUACGCUCCGGGAAGUUCUCAGAAUGGGAUACCGAAUCACGGCGGAAGUAAACAUGGUGUUCAAAAUGGCAAGGGAUCUUCGGCAUCACAUAUGGCAUCUCAGUGGUGUGCCAACAAGCAAACCCAACCAAGUGUUCAGACGGAAAGUAUUUUCAAAGAUAAGGGGGUAGGAAGGCCUGCAAAGGUCAGCAGGAAGGCCAAACGAAAGGGGAGAAGAAGGGGUUCGGAAUCUAGUGAGAGUUAUGACACCUCCAGUGAAUCUGACCUAGAAGAUGUCUAUGGUGUUGCAACCAAUCCGAGUUCUGGACCUUCUAAUGCCCAUUUUCCACGUAGAUCAUCUCGGAAAAGGCAAAACAUAUCCUACAAUGAAGGUGUUGGUGAUGAUGAUGAUGAUGAUGAUGAUCUUCCUCUUCCUAGUCCUCGCAAGAGAUCUCAAGGAAACAAGUUACCAGAAGAUAAUGGAAUCAGGCAAAACAAUGCUUUGGAUGGAGAAUCUGCAAAACAUGAGAAUCAAAAUGGUUUACAUGCUGAUGCAGAUUUUUCCAAGACUGAGAGUAAAGAAACAGGAUCUGUUUACCCUGAAGAAAGACCGCAAAACAAGUCUUACAGUGACACAGGAGUCAAGACAAAGGGAGAAGGUGGUCGUAUGCCAAACAUUGGUGCUGAUGCAAUUGAAACUGAAAUUGACUCUGACAGGGAUGCACACUCUGGUGACGAUUCAAUUAAGGACCACUGUGAGUGUGAUGAUCCAGAAUUUAAUGAUUUUGAUAAGGACCGUGAUGAAAAUUGUUUUGCUGUUAGCCAGUACUGGGCUUGUUAUGAUUCAGCUGAUUCCAUGCCAAGAUUUUAUGCAAAGGUGAAGAAGGUACAAUUCUCUCCAUUUGAGUUGUGGAUCACAUGGUUAGAAGCUGAUCCUGCAGAUGACGCUCAAAAGAAAUGGAUAGAUGCGGAUUUACCUGUUGGUUGUGGGAAUUUUAAGGUUGGCGCAACUCAAAAAAUGUCAAAUCGUUUCACAUUCGCUCAGCAAGUGCACUGUGAGAAGGGUAAGAGAGGUUCUUUAAUCAUAUAUCCUAGACGAGGGGAAGUUUGGGCUCUUUUUAAGGACUGGGAUUUGAGCUGGAGCUCCCAGCCUGAUAGUCGCAGAAAGUACAAAUAUGAAGUUGUGGAGGUGUUAUCGGAUUUUGAUGCAGUGGCUGGUGUCAGAGUUUGUUACUUAGAUAAAGUUGGAGGAUUCGUGAGCCUGUUCCAAAGAAGUAGCCAGAGCGCGACCGAGUCAUUUAUGAUAAGGCCCAAUGAAGUAUACAGAUUCUCACACUGUAUUUGUUCUUUCAAAAUGACAGGCUCUGAAAGAGAAGGAGUGCCAGUUGGCUCUUUUGAACUCGAUCCUGCAGCCCUACCUCUGAAUCCCGAUCACUUGUACUACCCCGGAAAAUCAAAGAUGGGAACUGAUAACACGGAGCCUGGAGUUAAUUGUGCUCCACCAGAGUCGGGUACAGGAAAAGAUAACUUUGUGGAUCUGGAGUGCUCUGAUGGGUAGCUUUAUGAAGUUCAUUGAUCCCUCAGAGAGAUGAACUCUGUCAGGAAAUAUAGAUAUUAGAAAAGAAACGAUCAGGCGGCAGUCACCUGUCGAUGUCAUGCAGAGCAAGUUGUCUUGAAUGAUGGACUGUUGUGAGUUAGAAGAUGAAGCAUGAUGUUGUUAUGACAGCCUCAAGAAGGUGCUUUCUUUUGUUAACUUAUUGAUUGGGAGCUUUAACAAGCAUCAGUUGCAACUUUGCAGGUGACAUGUAUCAUUUUGAAUUAGAAUGUUGAUAGUGUAGUGGAAAUGAUAUAUCUUUCACCUAGUUUUAGUUGGUGCAACUCUUUUGUGAUUUUUGUAGUUGCUGCUCUUCUGUGCUAAUGCAGAGUGCUUUAUUA